CGUUGAAAUUCAAUCUAAGUUCUGAUAAAACGAAAUGAUAAUGCAGCUACAAUAUUUGGGUUGCCCAAAUUAUGUAUGUAUUUUAUAACCAGGUAUAAGUAUUGCUAGUCAUGACAAAAAAAUUUACAAAGAAUAUUCUGGUUCUUUUUUUUUUUUUAUAUUGAUUGGUCCAAAAUAAACCAAAUAGUUUUUACUCGUAGAAAAAAUGAUUUAACCAAUGAAAGUCAAUACCUAGAAGCUUAUGCAAAUUAAAUAUACAAAGUAAAGUUUGUUGCCUAUACAAAACGCCUUAAAAACAAACCUUGUGCAAUCCCCAGUGCCGUUUCACAACGUUCAUAGGUUAUAUUUGUGGCCAGCGAAUGUUUGAAAAUAAUUACAAAUGGCGAUUUUUUACUAAGAUUGUUGUUGCAAUUUUGAUAUUAAUUCACAUAAUAUACUUAUUCCUACAAUUGUAAUGGUAAUUUUAUCGAUAGAACGGCAUGGAAAUGUAUAUAUAUAUUAUGCUUAAAAGCAUAUCAUAGAACUUAUGUAGACUUGCGUUAGAGUAAUGUAAAUGUGUUAUCGGAUUAAAGAAAACAGCUGUGUAUAUAAAUCAACAUUAAAAUUCAGGUAUACAAUAUGUUCUAUUUCUGUCGUUAUAAAAGCCCCCAUCCAAAUGUCGCAAGAAAAUUAAUUUCAAUAAGUUUUAAACGCUGAUUGAAUAUUUCCCUUGUAAAGUCUAUCGUUUUGAUCAUUUGUUUUAAGUAAAGUAACAUAUUAGAUACAUCCAAGACCUAACUAUUUUUGCAGAUAAAAAUGAAACUUUUAUGUAUUUUAAUAUCAUUUGCCUCGGUCAACGUUUUAGUAGCUUUAGAUGCCUAUGUAAAGCAGGUCAUCUUGACAAACAUACAGAUGAUUGAUACAAAAGAAAAAUUGCCAACAGUAAUUCAAAACAUGAUUCUCCUUGGAGAAUUUACAAUGGUGGAAUUGGCUCUAAUGUUGGCAGUACCGGAAGCCAACGACAAAGACAUAGCAGAUUACAUUGAGCAACAGAAGAUAGACUACCAACUAAUUGCGCAAGAGAUAAUAUGGUUUACAACAUCAAUCCGUGCUGUGAAGGUAAACGAAGGUAAUAUAAGAAAAGCUGAUCUAAAUAAUUUGGGAAUUAGAAGAAGAUCCAUAACUUUGGAAGGUGUAAACAAAUUAAUCCGUGCUGUCUUGAGCGGAGAAAAUGAAUAUUUCAAAAAUUUUGCCGAAGUGUGUCGUUUAAUGGGAAUAUUCAGAAGUAUUAAAUACCCACAAACAUAUAUCAAACAUGCGGAAGUCCAUCAAAUUGGAGUUUGUUUACUAACAGAUAUAAAAGACAAUGGUAUCAAAUACUCUAUAUUUGAAGACGACGUUUGGGAAUUCAACGAUAACGAUACUGCAAAAGAGUUACUUUCCACUCAAGUACAAUCAUUUUUAUUUGGGACAACCAUUUUUUGAGUAUUACUGUUAUUCUUAUAUUUAUUUGCAUACACCUUCUAUAAUAACAAUGUU
This is a messenger RNA of Adelges cooleyi (spruce gall adelgid), 1518 nucleotides long. RefSeq lists its product as uncharacterized. The transcript has 11 exons. The record is from RefSeq and is a predicted model, not a curated record. The coding region runs from base 796 to 1464 and encodes 222 amino acids. NCBI's taxonomy places the organism in Eukaryota, Metazoa, Arthropoda, Insecta, Hemiptera, Adelgidae.